This is a messenger RNA of Melampsora larici-populina 98AG31, 1572 nucleotides long. RefSeq lists its product as uncharacterized. Gene Ontology annotation, molecular function: long-chain fatty acid-CoA ligase activity. Gene Ontology annotation, cellular component: endoplasmic reticulum; membrane. The transcript has 8 exons. Lineage: Eukaryota; Fungi; Basidiomycota; Pucciniomycetes; Pucciniales; Melampsoraceae. The record is from RefSeq and is a predicted model, not a curated record. The coding region runs from base 1 to 1572 and encodes 523 amino acids.
AUGUUCUUCAAUCUCAUCACUCUCGAUCAACUCUCGAUCAUCUUAAUCAGUUGCUUCAUCUUCAUCAGUUUCUACAAUACGUUCAGACAUCAACCACAACCUUCAAGUUAUCCAAUCUUACUUGGAAUGCAAUCUGAUAUUUCAAGAGUUAGAAGGAAAUCUGAAACUCCGAUCUUUAGAAAUACUAGCUUUGGUAUGGGAAUGCUUACCCCAAGCCAUUCAAUCAAGUCCUUCAACGAUCUCAUCUCACUCUCAAAUGGAAAGUUUGAUGGACUCAAGAAUCCUACCAACCCAUUUCCAGAUAAAUCAAUCGCAACAUUAGUACAACAAGUUCGACAAAAGAUUUUAUCUAUCUUGAAUGAUCUUCCUAAACCCGAUAAUCGAUCACAACACCCCCCUGAAAUAUUAGUCCUUCUUUCAAAUCCGUAUCUUUCAUUAACAGCCUUUACGUUACCAUACCAUACUCUUCAUAUCCAAAUCCCAUUAUCUUCAACUACGAUUCCUGCACAUAUUCAACAAGCUUCUGGUGGUCAACUUUCUCAACUUAAACUAGUGAUUUGUGAUCAUCAACUCGAAAGUGCAGUUAAGGAAUUUGUGACCAGAUCUGAUCUUCAUCAUCCUAAGAUCAUCAACAUUAAUGAUUUAUUAAACCAUUUGAGCUCAACUGAUUUACAUGAACAAAACGAAACUAAAUUACAAAGCGGACUGUUUACUUUUCUUUCUAGUGAAAGAGAUGGAGCUUCACGUUUGAUUAGUUUUGAACAGGACGGAUUACUUGCAGGAUUGACGGCUUCAUUAGGAUUACUUCCGAAGUCUAAGAGCGUUGGAGCUGAGGAUCGGGUUGCAAUACAGAUUCAAGAAAAUUCGGUAUAUGGAUUUCAAAGCUCAUUUGCUAUUGCUUCACUUUAUGGAGGUGCCAAGAUAUGUUUUUUUAAUAAGAUUGAAGAACUAAGUGAUUGGCAUCCAACGGUACUUGUUUGUCAAGCAGAUUUACUUGAAACGUUGGCCAAUGAAAUCCGAACACUUUCAUCCAAGAGUUUAAGACUCAAGCUAGGCAUCGGUCAAAGAUUGUCUUAUCUUUCUAGAGGGAUUUUAAUUGAAGGAGUUAAAGAUAAAGAAUUAUGGAUUGGAGAAAAGCUUCGUUCGAUUUUAACUUCUGGUCCAAUUACUCAAACAACAGCUAACGUUGUUAGAGCUGCACUAGGAGUUCAAGUUCAGCAAGUCUAUGCGCAUCCAUUGGUUGCAGGACCGGUUCUUGCUACUAUGUUCACUGACUUUCAAUCACUUGGUUUAAGUCAAGAAGAUCUUCAUUAUGGACCACCCACUACUAAUGUAGAAUGUAAACUAGUCGAUGUACCUGAACCAGCGAUCAUCAAUAACGAUGCAGUUAAAGGACAAUUGGCUGUUAGAGGUCCUACGGUAGCUGUUCAGAUUAAAGAUCCAAAGACUGGAGAGGUUGUAGAAGAUCAAUUGAUUAGUGAAAAGUUUUUAAGACUUGAUCAAGAUGCUCAGUUACUUAGUAAUGGGACUGUUAAGGUUUUUUUGUCGAAUGGAUUGGUUUAUGAUUCAUGA